Messenger RNA from Penicillium soppii, 702 nucleotides. RefSeq names its product Acyl-CoA N-acyltransferase. Lineage: Eukaryota; Fungi; Ascomycota; Eurotiomycetes; Eurotiales; Aspergillaceae. Gene Ontology annotation, molecular function: acyltransferase activity, transferring groups other than amino-acyl groups. Bases 1 to 702 code for a protein of 233 amino acids. The transcript has 2 exons. The record is from RefSeq and is a predicted model, not a curated record.
AUGCCCUUCCAAAUCCAACCCUGUUCCCCACUCGAUGCCCCAGGCCUGGCAAGAACAAUGAUAAGCGCCCGCCUAACAGACCCUCACUGGGCAAAGCUAUGGGAAGACCCAAGCCCCGAGCCCAUAAUAUCCCGAACAGCUAAAAGAAUCCCCUGGACGCUAGUCCAAAGCGGAGAAUCCAAGCGCCUCGAAAAAGUCAUCGACGAAACAGGCCAGAUAGUCGGCUACGCGCGGUGGAUAUUGCCGACCCAUUUGGCGAAAAGCGAUAUCUGGCCACACGCCCAGGUCGUCGAUGUUUUGCCCGACAAGCACGCUGAGUAUGAGGCCAUGUAUAAAGAAAACAGCCUGGGCGCUCAGCCUAUUGGGCUGAGGACUGAUGGGAUCAUGGCGUUUCGGGGCGCAGCGCUGGAUAAGGUUGAUGCGCGAAUUAUGAAAGACGGGCCUUUUUUGGUUUUGGAUUAUCUGGUCACAGAUCCCGGCUUUUGGCGACGGGGGGUUGGUGGUAUGCUGGUGCGCAGUGGGCUUGAGAUUGCUGAUCGGCAUCAGGUCAAGACUUAUGUUAUGUCUUCGUCGGCGGGGUUGAAGGUCUAUCUUAAUUCUGGGUUUGAAUUGGUUGAGAGUGUUACGACUGAUUAUUCACAGUAUGGAGGUACCGAGCCUGUGGAGGACUACUUCUUGGUUCGGAAGCCCACCCCGGUUUGA